AUGGCGGGAGCCGGGGGUCCUCUGCGCCUCCGCGACUGGUUGGUGGCACAGAUCGAGAGCGGGCGCUACGCGGGGUUGCGCUGGGAGGACGCGGGCAAGACCCUUUUCCGCAUCCCCUGGAAGCACGUAGCCAAGCAGGGCUACCAGGCGCAGCAGGACGCGGCGCUCUUCAGGGCCUGGGCCGUAUACAAGGGCAAGCACCUGGAGGGCACUGACAAGGAGGACCCCUCCACCUGGAAGACCCGGCUCCGCUGCGCCCUCAACAAGAGUGCCGACUUCCGUGAGGUCCGUGAGCGCAGCCAACUGGACAUCUCCAACCCCUACAAGGUCUACCAGAUUGUGUCUGAUGGUGCCCAUGGCCCAGCCACCAGGGCCUGUGCUCCCCCUGAAGAGGAGGGCACUCCCCCGAGCCAGCAGGAACCCCCUGGGGAAGUGAGUGAGCCCACCUGCAGACCAGGCCAGGAUGGCUCCAGAUUAGCCACACAGGAUGAAGACAAGGAGCAGCCCCCCAGGCUGGCCCAGCAGGGUUCCUUGCCACCAGCCGCUCUCCUUCCAUGCCCUUUGGCUGACCACAGGUACCAGGCACGGGGUCCCGAACACCUCUGGAGCCUGACACUCUCGGAAGACUUCAGCAACCCUGGUUGCUGGCUGCACGUGCGACUCUUCUAUGGCGCGGCGCUGGUGCACGAAGCCACGGCGCGCGCCGCCGAGGGCUGCUGUCUGAGCCCGCGGGUGGCCGCCGCCUGCGCCGCUGAGCGCCUGCUGGGGCCGCCCCCGCGCGUCGCCCAACUUCGCUUCCCGGAGCCGCCGGCCGGCGCCCACGUGCUGCGGCGCCUGCUGCCGCACCUGGAGCGCGGCGUGCUGCUGUGGGUGGCGCCCGAGGGCGUGUUCGCCAAGCGCCUGUGCCAGGGCCGCGUGUACUGGCGAGGCCCGCUCGCCCCGCACCGCGCCCGGCCCAACAAGCUGGAGCGCGAGCGCACCUGCCAGCUGCUCGACACGCGCCGAUUCCUCGAGGAACUGCGUGCCCACCUGCAGGACGGCCACCCGGAGCCAGAGUACCAGAUCCGCCUGUGCUUUGGUGAAGAGUAUCCGGGCCCCACAGACCAGCCUGAGGAGCGGCUCAUCAUGGCCCACGUGGAGCCAGUCUUCGCCCGUGAGCUCCUCCUGCAUUCAAAGCUCCUGGGCACUGACGCCCCACUGGGUCCCCAGCCCGGCAUCCCUGAUGGUGUCACUCACCUUCUGACGCAGCUGAGUCCGCCCUAG
This is a messenger RNA of Cynocephalus volans (Philippine flying lemur), 1263 nucleotides long. RefSeq names its product interferon regulatory factor 4-like. Gene Ontology annotation, biological process: immune system process; regulation of transcription by RNA polymerase II. Gene Ontology annotation, molecular function: DNA-binding transcription factor activity, RNA polymerase II-specific; protein binding; RNA polymerase II cis-regulatory region sequence-specific DNA binding. The record is from RefSeq and is a predicted model, not a curated record. NCBI's taxonomy places the organism in Eukaryota, Metazoa, Chordata, Mammalia, Dermoptera, Cynocephalidae. The transcript is spliced from 8 exons. Bases 1 to 1263 code for a protein of 420 amino acids. Gene Ontology annotation, cellular component: nucleus.